UUUUAGUAAUUCAGUCUAAAAAAGCCGUCAGCGACAGAGGUGCAUCGAUUUUCGAUACAGUCGUUUAUAACACUAUAACAUAGAACAAUAGCAAAAUGGGUUGUGCAACGGCAUUGAUCAAAUAUCUUGUUUUCAUAUUCAAUGCUCUCUGCGCGAUUUUGGGCAUUACCGUUGUUGUGGUUAACUCGAUUGCCCUUAAAGAUGUUGCAGAGGAGACACGCCCCAUUGUUAUAUUCUUCAUUGUGAUCGGUUCGAUUGUCUUUCUGAUCUCAUUCUUUGGCUGCUGUGGCGCCAUCAAGCAAAACACAUGCCUCACCUGGAUGUAUUCAAUUAUUAUGCUGAUCAUCUUGGUGUUGUCCGCCGUGCUGUGCUUUGCCUAUGUGAGGAAUAUUGAUGAAUCGCAGAUCGCGCAUGAACUAUUGAAUACUGCCUGGAGCAAGCAGCAGAAUGGCACGGAUGCCAUGGCCAUCUAUCAGACGACGUUCAAAUGUUGCGGCAUAUCUGGUCCCAUUGACUAUACCAAAUCGAAUCUAACACUGCCGACCAGCUGUUAUGUAACAAAUAGCACCACUACUACGUCUACCCACACAGUUUACCCCGAUGGCUGCUUAAACAAAUUGAUCGAUUUCUACGAGCAGGCCAUUAAAUUGGUUAGGGUAUUUGGCUGGAUUUUGAUAGCCGUUGAGGCCGCUGCCUUUGUGUGUGCCACGAUUUUGGGCAUUCACUUCAACAACGAGCAACGUCGUUCCAGAUAUUAGGCGAGUUCCUAAAUAUGUUCCAUUUGCAUAAUUUUAUACUUCAAAAAUGUUCCAGGAGUUUGAGUAGAAACUAAUAAA
Drosophila hydei is the source of this 836-nucleotide messenger RNA. Its product is annotated as protein late bloomer. Gene Ontology annotation, cellular component: membrane. The record is from RefSeq and is a predicted model, not a curated record. Bases 96 to 758 code for a protein of 220 amino acids. NCBI's taxonomy places the organism in Eukaryota, Metazoa, Arthropoda, Insecta, Diptera, Drosophilidae. The transcript has 5 exons.